AUGUGUUCUACACUUACCACACUUGAUCUCCAGUACAAUGCAACCGGCUCGGAAAGAAUAGAACAACUUGCAAAUGCUCUACAACAAAACAAAACACUCGCCAGAAUUUACUUCGGAGACAAUCUUAUUGAUAAUCAAGGAGCACAAUAUUUUGCUACUGCUCUACAACAUAACAAAACACUCAUCGAUCUCGAUCUUCAACACAAUCGAAUUGGUUCGCAAGUAGCUCAACAUCUUGCCAAUGCUCUCCAAAAAAACAAAACGAUUACUACACUAAACCUUCAAAACAAUCCGAUUAGUGAUCAAGGAAAGCAAUGUAUCAACGAAAUAUUGGAAAAUAAACUACAGAUAGGAUUACUUGUAUGA
Molecule: messenger RNA, 366 nt
Organism: Rotaria sordida
Lineage: Eukaryota; Metazoa; Rotifera; Eurotatoria; Philodinida; Philodinidae
Source: the annotation of a GenBank genome assembly